UAAACCGACGACAAGUAUCAUAUCUAGCAAAAAGCGAAAAUCAUCUUGCAUCCCGCAAAGAAUAACUGAAAAACAAUGGCCAAUGUGGAAGGACUUUACAAGGAACUGACCGCCGAAUGGGCGAAGCGACCACCAAACACCGCCAGAUGUGGCCAACUUCUGGAUCAACUGAAGGUAGCCCUGGUGAAAAUGGCCUUUCUGCCCACGGACGGAAACGACGCACAGAGUUCCAAGAAACAAUUGUUGCUGGCUAGGAGUGUCCUCGAGGUCGCCGUGGAGCACAGCGUACUUACCAAGGAUCUCCUUGCCUUCGAGCGCUAUAUGGCGCAGCUAAAGUGCUACUACUAUGAUUACGCGAAAAUCAUUGGCGAAUCGGAGAGCAAGUACAAGCUGCUGGGCUUGAAUUUGCUUUACCUUCUGUCCGGCAACAGGGUAUCCGACUUCCACACAGAACUGGAAUUGCUCUCUGUGGAUGUCAUUCAGCACAACCAGUUCAUCCGCCCGAUCCUGGCUUUGGAGCAAUACAUAAUGGAGGGGCGCUACAACAAGAUUUUCCAGGCCAAAUCAACCGUGCCCGCCGAGGUUUAUAGCCACUUUAUGGAUUUGCUCGUGGAAACUGUGCGCGACGAGAUUGGUGCCUGCAUAGAGAAAUCAUACGACAAGAUUUCUGCCAAAGAUGCGGCCAAGCGGCUUAACCUGCGCGUUCCUGACGAAAUUAAGGCCUUUGGCGAGAAGCGCCAGUGGAAGUUGGAAACCAACGGCGAAUAUAGCUUCACGGACCGCAGCGUCAAGCCGAAGGAGCUUCUGCCAUCUGAAGAACUAGCCGAGCAGGUGCUCAGCUACGCUCGGGACCUCGAGAUGAUAGUCUAAGUUAAAAGAGAAAAGCUUACACCUUUUAAUUUUUGGUUAAGAUACACCGGCUUAAAGUUAAUAAUAAAAAUAAAAUAAAGCUAAACGCUUAAAAAUAA
Molecule: messenger RNA, 968 nt
Organism: Drosophila ficusphila
Lineage: Eukaryota; Metazoa; Arthropoda; Insecta; Diptera; Drosophilidae
Gene: Rpn12
Product: 26S proteasome non-ATPase regulatory subunit 8
Exons: 1
Coding region: 76-870 (264 amino acids)
Biological process (GO): proteasome-mediated ubiquitin-dependent protein catabolic process
Cellular component (GO): cytosol; nucleus; proteasome regulatory particle, lid subcomplex
Source: RefSeq, a predicted model, not a curated record